ACGCCCACGCUCCAAAAACAGCUGUUGCUAAUCGUAAAUAGACGCUCUAUUAUUGCUGGUGAACUCCAAAUUGUUUGUUAAAUCUUAUUAUUAAGUCACAAAAUGUCCUCUGCGAUAUAUUUGGAGAACUAUCUGGACGGAUUGGAGAGUCUGCCCACGGAGCUGGAGCGAAACUUUAAGCUGAUGCGAAAACUGGACGAUCGGGCGCAAACUGCCAUGAAAAGCAUCGAUAGCCAUGCCAAGGACUUCAUGCGAAAGCUGGGCGAGAACGGGGCCAUGAGCGACGAGGAGAGGAAGGAGCGCCAGGAGGACAUCAAGGCGCUGUUCGGAAAGGCCAAGGAAUACAGUGAUGACAAGGUGCAGCUGGCCAUCCAGACCUACGAGCUGGUGGACAAGCAGAUCCGGCGGCUGGACAAUGAUCUGGCCCGCUUCGAGGGCGAGAUCCAGGAGAAGGCCUCCUCCACGCGCGCUAAAUCCGAGGAAGUAGUGGCCAAGAAGGGUCGCAAAAAGACCAAGGACAGCAAGACGACGGGCAAAAAGAAAAAGUCCGCCUCCUCAGACGAGGACACUGGGCGUGGCAACAAUCAGACCAACACGAAUUCCAGCCUCAAUACGAGCAGCAAUGCCGGGCAAGGUACCAAAAAGAAAAAGUCCAAGGUAAAUCAAGAAAAAGAAACUCGCAAGGGGGGCGCACAAAAGAAAACCGUCGAGGUGGAUGACUCGGAGAAGGAAUCGUGCCACACAGCCGCCACGCAUCCCAGCGAUGUCAUGGACAUGCCCGUCGACCCCAAUGAGCCCACGUAUUGCCUGUGCCACCAAGUUUCCUAUGGCGAGAUGAUUGGCUGCGACAAUCCCGACUGCCCCAUUGAGUGGUUCCAUUUCGCCUGCGUCGGCCUCACCACAAAGCCAAAAGGAAAGUGGUUCUGCCCGAAGUGUACGCAGGACCGAAAGAAGAAAUAGACGCAUUUCCCUCUAGUAGCUUAGAAUAAACCUAGAUUAAGUACUAAAAUAUUAAAUAAAGCUUCGGCGUGUCAAUAAUGUCUCUAAUUAA
Molecule: messenger RNA, 1051 nt
Organism: Drosophila biarmipes
Lineage: Eukaryota; Metazoa; Arthropoda; Insecta; Diptera; Drosophilidae
Gene: Ing5
Product: inhibitor of growth protein 5
Exons: 5
Coding region: 103-960 (285 amino acids)
Biological process (GO): regulation of DNA-templated transcription
Cellular component (GO): nucleus
Source: RefSeq, a predicted model, not a curated record